AUGUCCGUGUUCUCGACCAUCACGACGGCACCGGCCAAGCAGUCGGUGAGCGAGACUAUCCCCGUGCUCAGUGGCCGGCUGAGCACGGCGACGCUUCUCGAAGACCGACGCGCCGCCAUCUUGGGACUACGCAGCUUCGCCAAGCAGUACCCAGCCUCGGUCGCGUCUGGCGCCCUUCGCAGCUUGAUCGGUAGUCUAAGCCGCGAUGGCGAGGAUGUGGACACGGUCAAGGUCGUCCUCGAGACUCUGCUGAUGCUCUUCACGCCCGACCCAGACAGUCCCGAGGCCUCGGAGGAGAUUGCCCUUUGGGUGGCUGACGAGUUCACCCAGCGGCACGAGAAUAUUGCCUUAUUGCUCGACUUCUUGGGAGGGGAUAGGACCGACUUCUACUCGCGCCUCUACUCGCUGCAGCUGCUGUCGGCCAUCUUGUCUGCGCGGACCGAGAGGACCGAGGAAUGUAUUGUCAACACGAACGAGGGCAUCCCCCGCAUUGUUGCUGUUCUGGAGGAUCCGAGGGAAGCGAUUCGCGACGAGGCAAUCGGUCUGCUCACCGACCUUACCCCGACGUCGGUCGUGAUCCAGAACCUGGUUACGCUGGAAAAGGGGUUCGCGCCCAUAUUCGAGAUCAUCGCCAAGGAGGGCGGUCUUGCGGGUGGUGCAAGGGUGGUGGAGGACUGUUUGAUCCUGCUGGCCAACCUGCUCCGGCUCAAUACCCUGAAUCAGACCAUGUUCAGGGACAUGGGGUUCGUUGCAGAGACAGGUCGCCUCUUAAGGGACGCGUACAAGGGAGGCGAGGACGGUGAAGAGGUCGCGCAAUGGGUGGAAGUACAGCGCAACAGGAAUGUGUAUGCCAUGCUCGCGGUAAUACGACUGUUCCUUGUCCCCGGCGCUGCAGCGACAGCCAUGAAUCAGGAAACCUUCCUGGGCGACAUUGUGGCAGGCGGUCGCGUGCGCGCGCGUGGUGGUCCUGUCUUGGAGAACACUCUACAGAUCGCCUUUUCCCACACAGCUGAGCUCCCCAUCAAAUGUGAAGCGCUACUAGCAUGCGCAGACAUGAUUAGGGGGAACUCUAAAGUGCAGGAGCGGUUUGCUGCCCUGCAAGUACCAUCACCUCUCGAUCUCCCUGCUGCCAACGGGCGGCGGGCUCAGACGAACGGAAUCCCAAAGGUGUUCGUUGUUGACGGUCUCCUUGAGCUUGUCUUUGCGGUAAACUCAUUGCAGGAAUUUGACCUGCGGAUGGCUGCUUGUACAUGCCUCAAGGCCUACUUCUAUAAGCAUGCCCAGAUCCGCAUGCAUUUUCUAGACCAUGCCGUCCGGUCUCACAACAUGAAGGCUGGCGACUUCACCAAUGCUCUCUCGAUCCUUCUCCAACCGAACCCUGAGCCGAUCACGACAGACCCGUACCGGUACUGGUUCGCAGCGGUUAUCAUGCUCCACCUCGUGCAUGACAACCCCGAAACCAAAGCGCUGGCCAUGAGCGUGACAGAAGGCGACGAAGAAAGCGGCGAGGAGGUUGUCACCAGCAUCCAGACCAUCACGGCACACCUCCUCAGCAGCGUUACUAAAUCCGAGGACCCGCGCAUCAGCAUCGGCUAUCUUAUGCUGCUUCUGUGCUGGCUCUUUGAAGACCUCGAUGGGGUCAACGACUUCCUUGGCGAGUUCACCAACCUCCAGGGGCUGAUCCAAGCGGCAAUAGAGAACCCCAACGGGGAUGUAAUCGUCCAAGGCCUGAGCGCGAUGCUAGCCGGUGUUGUGUACGAAUUUUCCACAAAAGACUCACCUGUCCCCCGUGCAAAGGUCAGGGAAAUGAUCCUGUCGCGCAUGGGGCGUGACCGCUACUUUGACAAGCUGUCCCGGUUGCGCUCCCAUCCCUUGAUGAGGGAUCACGAAGUCCUCCCCCAAAAGCUAGACACCAGCAACCCAGACCAAAAACUGCCCGACGUCUUUUUCGACGACACAUUUGUUGACUUCUUCAAAGACAACUACAGCCGCAUCUUGCGCGCCAUUGAUCGCGAGCCGGACGCGGAAACCUCCGUCAUAACCAACGGCGUGCAAAAGGGCGUCUCAAGGCAGCUAGUCGACUCGCUCCGCGCCGAACUCGCCGAGAAGGACCAGGCCCUGCAACAGGCCGCGUCCCAAACCGCCGCCCUCACGGGGCAAUUGACACAGGAACAAUCCGCGCACGCGCAGACCAAGUCCGACGCGGCCGCCGCCCUCGCGCGCGCAAACGAAUCCCUGACCGCGCUGCGCGCCCAGCUUGCCGCCCGCGACAGCGCCGUCCAGGCCGCCGAGGCCGCUGCGGCCAACCUCACGCGGCAGCUCGCGCAGGAACAGCAGGAGCACCAGCGGGCGCGGGCCGAAGUGGGGCGUCUGCAGACGGCACACGACGCGCUGUUGCGCGCCCACGCUCAGGAGCUCGCCGCGCUGCGUGCCGAACACGCCCGCCAGGCCGACGCGGCCCGCCGUGUCGCGGACCAGGAGGCCGAGCGCCUCCGCCGCAGGGCCGAGGCCGAACAGGCAGACCUCAAAGCCACCAUCAGCCGGCUCGAGGUGGAUCUCAUGAAGGCCAACAAGGCGCGGCAGGCGGUUGAAGGGAAGGUGGUGGUGCUGGAAGCAGAAACUGCGCGGCUUGCGGGUGUGGAGGAGAAGUUGGAGGUUGCUGAGCGGGAUGUUAAGGGGUUGCAGGAGAAAGUCAAGCGUGCAGAAGAAAAGGCUAGGCUUGCGGAGCAAAGAGUUGAGGAGAGAGAGGCGGAGGUGGGCGAGCUACGGGACAAGGUGGACGCUAAGGAGGAGGAGAGGAAGGCUCUUCAAAGUGAGCUGGAUGAUUUGUUGAUUGUCUUUGGUGAUCUGGAGGAGAAGGUUACCAAGUAUAAGGAGCGACUCAAGGCGCAUGGGGAAGCGGUGUCUGAUGGGGAGGAGGAUGAAGAUGGCGAUGAGAAGGGGGAGGAAGAGGAUGAGGAGGAGGAGGGAGAUGAUGAUUAG
Canariomyces notabilis is the source of this 2982-nucleotide messenger RNA. RefSeq lists its product as uncharacterized. Gene Ontology annotation, cellular component: Golgi membrane; cytoplasm; ER to Golgi transport vesicle membrane. The record is from RefSeq and is a predicted model, not a curated record. The transcript has 2 exons. Bases 1 to 2982 code for a protein of 993 amino acids. Gene Ontology annotation, biological process: intracellular protein transport; transcytosis; vesicle fusion with Golgi apparatus. NCBI's taxonomy places the organism in Eukaryota, Fungi, Ascomycota, Sordariomycetes, Sordariales, Chaetomiaceae.